Messenger RNA from Xiphias gladius (swordfish), 2930 nucleotides. RefSeq names its product vesicle-associated membrane protein 5 (gene vamp5). Gene Ontology annotation, cellular component: SNARE complex; plasma membrane. Bases 295 to 585 code for a protein of 96 amino acids. Gene Ontology annotation, biological process: vesicle-mediated transport; vesicle fusion; SNARE complex assembly. The record is from RefSeq and is a predicted model, not a curated record. The transcript has 3 exons. Gene Ontology annotation, molecular function: SNAP receptor activity; syntaxin-1 binding. Lineage: Eukaryota; Metazoa; Chordata; Actinopteri; Istiophoriformes; Xiphiidae.
GCCAUGAACGCCUCAGAGCCAGGGGCCACAGUUUAGAGACGAGAGAGAGAGAGAGAGAGAGAGAGAGAAAUAAAGACGCAGCUCCGGAGAAGUGAAAGUGACAGAGACGAGUUGAGACGAGAAGACCGGAUACGGAGAAAAGUCGCAGUACGUUGCCCAGGCGCGCUUCACAGUCUGGAAGGGCAGAGCUGGUGUGCGGUGUUUCCUGUUCGGAGAGUUGACUCGAGUCGCACUUUUAAAUGCAUCGGAUCCGGUGACAGCCUCGACGCAAACACCGCAAGAGACACGACAGACAUGGAGAAUGGGAAGAGCCGCCUGCAGCAGACCCAGGAGGAGGUGGAGGAGGUGAAGGUCAUCAUGCUGGACAACCUGAACAAGGCUGAAGAGAGAUCUGGCAAACUGGGCGAACUGGAGGAUAGGGCUGAUGUGCUGCUGGAAAAGAGUAAAGCUUUUGAAAAGACCUGCAACCAGGUGAAGCAAAAGAAAAGAUGGGAGAACAAGAAGAUGAAAGUGUUGUUUAUUGGCAUCGGAGUGGUAGCAGCAGUCAUCAUCAUCGGACUUAUAAUCUUUGCCAUUUCUAGUUAGCGUACGAGGAUGGUAGCUCCUUUGCUGAUGAAAGGAAAAUAAGAUAUCGGGACUGAAUGACAUGAAGUGGACAAAGAUAAAAGGUCCAGGAAAAGAGGAGUCCAAACGCUGGGACUCUAGCAUCUUGCCUGAACUGCUUAUUCUGUGAUAUUUCGGUGUUUAGAGAUAUUUAUGGGAGUAAAUAUAGUGUCUUCAAUUGAUAUGGUACCAUUGAUUGCUCGGCUGCUUUUUCUCUUUUUUUUUAUAACUAACCAAAGUCGUGUCUCUAUCUGUCCCACACUGUUAGGACACACCAGUUCACACUUUCAUGGACUGAAAGUCUUUAAAGUCCAUUGAAUGGUGUAAAACCAGUCCACUACCCUUCCUGUAAAAACUCGCUAUCAGACAGGUUUGUUAAGAUUAGAUCUGAAUAAAAAGUGCUCUGCCAUCACCCCACCUCUUUAAGCAAAACUAUGAAUUACUAAUAUUUUUAACCAACCAUCAUUAGGCUGCUACUGUCGUACUAUUUGCUUGUACAUACUGGUUCACAUUCAGGAGCACCACUCAGAGGAGCAGAGAAUUGCCAUCGCUGGCAAUUCUGAAGACAGAAUCCAUGUAACCGAAAAGUCAAUCAGUGACUUGGUGAGAGACGAGAGUCAGUGCAUGAAGACAGAGGAGAAAUUACAACAGAUGCCAAAUUGGAUAAAUAUGUACAAACUUUGGAUCGCUUCAAAUGGGAAAAAAACUGAUGUAUUGUAAAAUGAAAUUUCAGCUGUUAAAAAUGAAAUGUUCUCAGAGUUGCCUGCAUCAUUAAAAUGUGUUUUUUUUUUUUAUCUUUGAGUGAUUGACUGAUUUCAGAUUUGUUGGAGUUUCAAUGAUUCCCAUUUUUCUUCUUUCAUACAAUCUUUGAUUUUUUUGUUCAUAUUAUUCUCGAAAACACAGAUUAUAGGGUUUUAUGAUCUGUAACUGUUCUAUACAUCAAUAACGUGUGUAACAUGUGCAUAGAAAACAGAUUAAUGUCUUCAGCUGCUCCUAUUUUUCGUCAGAUGACCGCUCUAAAAUCAAAUCUUACACACUAUGUGCAAACUUUGGGUUGAUACAAACCAGUAGCCAAACCUCUAGCAAAUGUGUUUCCUUUCAUUUAUAGCCAUAAUCCACAUGGAACAAUUGUGUUUUUUUCUGAAUGAUCCUCUAGAAGCAUAGAUGAAAGCAUUAGAAGAAGGUUUGGGAACCUGGAACUGCCAAUAGCAAAUUCUAAUAUUUCCGUUUAAUUGCAUUUAAUCUUCAGUUUUAGCAAAGAAUAUUAGAAUGACCCCUUGUGGCCAAUGUUUUUACUUCAGAUAAGUAUGCAGAGCAGAGGAAAAACUGCUCUACUUUUCAGGUGUAUUGUGUAAUGCCUUUCAGCAGUUCACUUCUAUUUAACUAUAUAGCCAGACACUUACUGUUUACUAAAAGGCUUGAUGACGGUGUUUGAAAUCCUCGAAAAUGAAUCGGAAUCCAUAUAUUGUUAGGGCACUUUGCCAAAUGAGGCGCAUCUGUCUCUCUAUGAUGCAUUUAGGACACAAGUGGCGUUGGUUAUCGUAGCUGAAGUCUAUUCCAAGCUCCAUAUUAUUAAAAAGAGAGAGAAAUUAAUUUUCUGUUCAAGUGUGACUUUAUGCCUGAUUUGCAAAAAUAUAAAGUUCCAGUCCCUCAUGUAUGCAAAGAUGGUAUUUACUUACAACUUCACUCCACGUAACAUUAUCUCGUAGGACAUUAGACUUAUUUUCAUUAACUCAGUCUAUUUUUACGGCGUACUGCCUUGAAGAAGUGACCUUAUUGUCAGCAAUCUCCUAAAUUCUGACACGGAACUUAACCCUGACAAAUGUACUUUUAAGCCCAUCUGUUAGGGACAGAGAGAGAUCUCCCAAAACACAACUGUACUGAGUUUUUUUCCAUAAGAAUGAGGUGAGCAUAUUAUCAAUAGACAUGUUGGACCAUCUAGGAACAAUCUACAAGAGUGAGCAGAGCUCGGCUUCUAAGGGAGAAGCCUCUGUGUGACCACAGAUUAAAUCUCUCCUGGGUUUUUUUUUUGUUUGUGUGUUUUUUAAUCGGUAUAAAAUUUGUGAGACACCUCCGACGUUGAACCAAACACACAUUUAAAAGCUUGUAUGACUUUUUAAAAUGUACAUUUUUUUAACAGGAAUAAUUUACAAUAAUCAAAUAAUACAGCUUCAAGCAUGGAAACACACAGAAUAGUUUAACUAAAUACUGUAUAAAACAACAAACAAAUCAAUAAAUAAGACACUGCAGAGACUGUGGGUUGUUUGGCAACGUUAUUUCCAAGUGCUCAGACACUCUUGACUUUUUAAAUGGCAACUGCUCUCAAC